UGCAUAGGUAUGUAGUGACAAGGCUCCCUGCGAGUCAUACAGCACCAAUCAGUCAUCGAGCAGGACAUCUAAUACUUAUUCGGUGUUUCAAUAGAACGUAUAUCAUUGACAAACAAUGUUGAUUAUCCCCAGCUAAGCCAACAGGAAAGCCUCUCCUUCUCCUCAGCUCUGAUGCACGGCCUCGACGAAUUCAGUUUCACACAGACCAACUGCCCCGCAGACGUCAUGCCAUGGCAGGGGGCCCAAUUUGUGCCAAGCUGAGCUGGUUGCCUCUUUGAUUCACUUAUCAUUAUACUAUUUACCUAGACUACAUAUGUACACUUGUGCUUUGCAACUUUUAUCAAUUUCAAAAGCCAAAAAUCUUCCCGUAUUAAGUACAGUUAUCUCAAGAACAACACAAAAUGUCCUUCUUCGGCAGAAAUGAUGGCGACGACAGCCGCGGCGAAAGACGCGAUGAAUAUGACGACCGCCAAGGUUCCGACAACCGCCAGGGAGGUUAUGACGGUCGUCGAAGCGAGAGACGCGAUGACUACGAUGAUCGCCAGGGUGAGAGACGCGAAGACUACCCAAGCGGUGGCAACAUGACCCACGGUGGAUCUUACCCAGCAGGCGGCCACGGACGAGACGAUGACGAUUUCAGCGGUGCUGCCCAACAUGCCAGCCAACACGCUGGCAACUCUGGCGACAGCAGUCUGUUCUCCAGCAUCCUUGGAUCUUUGGGCCAGAACAAGGGCCGCUUGGCUCAAGAAGAUGUGGACGAAGAAGAUUCCGUUAAGCAGCACCAGCGAAUGUACGGAGAUGGUGACGAUAAUGACGCCGAUGACCGUAGUCUGGGAUCGGCGGCAGCUAUGCAAGCUCUUAAGAUGUUCUCCGGUGGCAGCAGUGGAAACUCGCAGUCGGGCAACAGCCAGAGUGCUUUCAUCGGGUUGGCUAUGGGUGAAGCCAGCAAGCUCUUCGACCAAAAGUCUUCACAAGGCAAGGUAUCAGGUGGCUCUAGCAAAGAGUCUGCAGUCAUGCAAGCUGGUGAAAUGGCACUGAAGUACUACAUGAAGAGCCAGGGUGGCGGUUCUUCUUCAGGAACUUCUGGACUUAUGGGCUUGGCAUCCAAGUUCUUGUAAGGUGCGGGCUCCAUAAACAUUACUCGGGCUCAGAACCAGAUACAUAGUAUGCUACAAGUGCCAGUUUGAUCACACCUACCACAAAAUGUGAAAUCGAAAUUCCGCAA
Molecule: messenger RNA, 1225 nt
Organism: Truncatella angustata
Lineage: Eukaryota; Fungi; Ascomycota; Sordariomycetes; Amphisphaeriales; Sporocadaceae
Exons: 8
Coding region: 402-1118 (238 amino acids)
Source: RefSeq, a predicted model, not a curated record